CUGCAACCAGAAAGAAUUGCUUGAUCGCUUCUUCCUUCUAAGUCCCGCCCUUUCGACUACCCCCAAUGGAGACUAAGCUGUUACUGAAAAGGAGCCGACAAAAGCGUCAACGUGGAGUCGAGAGGAGCGGAAGUAGUCAGAUUUCGCUGAGGGCCGUAAAGCGGAUAGUGUUUUCGCCUUCCGGAUUAACGACAGCAGCUCCGACUGUCAGUGCAGGCCUUCCUCGUGCCGGACCCUUCCUAAUUCAAUUUCCUUCCCAUUCCGGGCCCUUCCCUAUCGUCGCCCCUUUCACCUUGGAUCAUGUUCAAGAAAUUUGAUAGACGCAAAAGGAAAAAAGGGGAACAUGGGCAAAGGAAGAUUUGAUGAAAAAGAAAAUGUGUCCAACUGCAUCCAGUUGAAAACCUCGGUUAUUAAGGGUAUUAAAAAUCAAUUGCUAGAGCAAUUUCCAGGUAUUGAACCAUGGCUUAAUCAAAUCAUGCCUAAGAAAGAUCCUGUGAAAAUUGUCCGAUGCCAUGAACACAUAGAAAUCCUUACAGUAAAUGGAGAAUUACUGUUUUUUAGACAAAGAGAAGGGCCUUUUUAUCCAACUUUAAGAUUACUUCAUAAAUAUCCUUUUAUCUUGCCACAUCAGCAGGUUGAUAAAGGAGCCAUCAAAUUUGUACUCAGUGGAGCAAAUAUCAUGUGUCCUGGCUUAACUUCUCCUGGAGCUAAGCUUUAUCCUGCCGCAGUAGAUACUAUUGUUGCAAUCAUGGCAGAAGGAAAACAACAUGCUUUAUGUGUGGGCGUCAUGAAGAUGUCUGCAGAAGAUAUUGAGAAAGUAAACAAAGGAAUUGGCAUUGAAAAUAUCCAUUAUCUAAACGAUGGUCUGUGGCAUAUGAAGACAUAUAAAUGAGCCUCAAAAGGAGUAUGUGUGGGCUAACUAUGGAUACUGUGCUGUAUCUGUGUCUGUGUCACAGCAUGAAGACAAAAGCCUCAAUGUUUAUGCUGAAUAAAAAUUCUGCGAAUGCUAAAUUUCUGUUAGUUUCAGAAAUUAUUUUAACUUUUCUUAAACACCACAAUGGGGUAGCAAACUUGACUACUAAAAGAUAUAUGGUAAAUAACUCA
Molecule: messenger RNA, 1104 nt
Organism: Mus pahari (shrew mouse)
Lineage: Eukaryota; Metazoa; Chordata; Mammalia; Rodentia; Muridae
Gene: Mcts1
Product: MCTS1 re-initiation and release factor
Exons: 7
Coding region: 344-892 (182 amino acids)
Biological process (GO): formation of translation preinitiation complex
Molecular function (GO): RNA binding
Source: RefSeq, a predicted model, not a curated record